GAAGAGAGCUUGUUCAUGUAAAAAAAAAAAAGUUUACAAAUAAAAUAAAAAAAUAAAAAAAAAGACAACUCUCUCCCAAAUCUUUAACAAAGAUAAAAAAAAAAAAAAAAACAAACAAGAAAAAAGGGGAGAGAAACUCAUCAGCGUAGUGCACCGGACCUGCAGAUCCGACCAUCGUCGGCUAUGUCUUCCUCCGUCUUCUCCGCCGUCCGAUCUUUCUCUCUCUUCGCCUUCCUUUUCCUCUUCCUCUCUCCCGCUCUCGCUUCCGAGUCAGAUCACAAGUAUCAAUCAGAUGACCCAGUUACCCUAUGGGUGAAUAAAGUUGGUCCAUACAACAAUCCACAAGAAACAUACAACUAUUACAGCCUUCCAUUUUGUCAUCCGGGUACCAACCCUUCUCACAAGUGGGGUGGUCUUGGUGAGGUCCUUGGUGGAAAUGAACUAAUUGAUAGCCAAAUCGAUAUAAAGUUCCAAAAGAAUGUUGACAAAAGUACUAUUUGCCAAUUGGAACUUGAUGAAGCGAAGGUCAGACAAUUCAAGGAUGCUAUUGAAAACAGUUAUUGGUUUGAAUUCUUUAUGGAUGAUCUGCCUUUAUGGGGCUUUGUUGGUGAGCUGCAUCCUGAUAAGAACAGUGAUAAUGGCAAGCAUGUCCUCUACACUCAUAAGAAUAUUGUUAUUAAAUACAAUAAGGACCAGAUUAUUCAUGUCAAUCUCACUCAAGAGAGUCCAAAACCACUGGAAGCAGGGCGAGUAUUGGACUUGACAUACUCUGUCAAAUGGCUUCAAACUAAUGUCACUUUUGCUCGUCGCUUUGAUGUUUAUUUGGACUAUCCUUUCUUUGAGCACCAAAUUCAUUGGUUCUCUGUUUUCAAUUCAUUCAUGAUGGUUAUCUUCCUCACUGGUUUGGUGUCAAUGAUCUUGAUGCGAACUCUGAGAAAUGACUAUGCAAAGUAUGCUCGGGAAGAUGAUGAUCUGGAAAGCUUGGAAAGGGAUGUGAGUGAAGAAUCUGGUUGGAAACUCGUUCAUGGUGAUGUUUUCCGACCUCCUCGCUAUUUGGCCCUGCUUUCUGCUGUUGUUGGCACAGGUGCUCAGCUAGCGAUGCUUGUUCUCCUUGUCAUCUUAUUGGCAAUUGUGGGAACGUUGUAUGUCGGGAGAGGAGCAAUUGUCACAACUUUUAUUCUGUGUUAUGCUUUUACAUCAUUCAUUUCUGGUUAUGUAAGUGGUGGAAUGUACUCACGCAAUGGGGGUAAAAAUUGGAUAAAGGCUAUGAUCCUUACAGCAUCUCUGUUCCCAUUUAUGUGCUUUGGGAUUGGUUUCAUCUUGAACACAAUCGCCAUAUUUUAUGGAUCUCUAGCAGCAAUUCCUUUUGGUACAAUGGUGGUUGUUUUUGUGAUUUGGGCUUUCAUUUCAUUCCCCUUGGCCCUUCUUGGUACAGUUGUUGGAAGAAAUUGGAGUGGUGCUCCAAAUAAUCCAUGCCGUGUGAAGACCAUUCCUCGCCCAAUUCCGGAAAAGAAGUGGUAUCUUACACCCUCUGUGGUCUCUAUGAUGGGAGGACUUCUGCCAUUUGGCAGCAUAUUCAUUGAAAUGUAUUUUGUCUUCACAUCCUUCUGGAAUUACAAGGUUUAUUAUGUCUAUGGCUUUAUGCUGUUAGUCUUCUUGAUUCUAAUCAUUGUGACCAUUUGUGUGACAAUCGUGGGAACAUAUUUCCUGCUAAAUGCUGAGAACUACCAUUGGCAGUGGACAUCAUUCUUCUCUGCUGCCUCAACUGCAAUCUAUGUCUAUUUGUACUCCGUCUACUACUACCAUGUGAAAACCAAGAUGUCAGGCUUCUUCCAGACCAGCUUCUACUUCGGAUAUACUUUGAUGUUUUGUCUUGGUUUGGGAAUUCUCUGUGGAGCCGUCGGUUAUCUCGGUUCUAAUCUGUUUGUAAGGAGGAUCUACAGAAACAUCAAGUGCGACUAAAUCCUUAAAAUGUUUGAAAGUAUAACCAUCAGCGCUUCUGUGAGCAUUUUUAUUUGUCGUCUGAGGCAAUAAAUGAUGAUGAGAUGAAACUUCCAGCCAGGAGGGGGGUAUGGGUCAAGACCUAGCAAAAUCCUAGAGAUGAGAAAUCACAGGGUUUGAGGGUAAGGGGGAAUUGGUAUUUGUGGGUUUCCAUGAGAUUUUGCUUUUUCUAUUUGCCUCAUUUCUAUUUUGACACAAAAUGUAAUCGAAGCCUGAUUUAGAAUGCUGAAAAAACCAGUUAAAAAAAUAGUACUCUUUGGUUAUACUUUUUUGUCCUUCACCCCUUCUGCAUAUACGUGUGUCCCGUCUGUAAGAACUCAAAAUGGCUAAAGUAUCUGCACAUUUUGUUAGGGGAUAAAGGAACUUCUCAAAGAAUUCAGCAUAUGUUUUUUC
Molecule: messenger RNA, 2394 nt
Organism: Gossypium raimondii (Peruvian cotton)
Lineage: Eukaryota; Viridiplantae; Streptophyta; Magnoliopsida; Malvales; Malvaceae
Product: transmembrane 9 superfamily member 1
Exons: 12
Coding region: 184-1962 (592 amino acids)
Biological process (GO): protein localization to membrane
Cellular component (GO): membrane
Source: RefSeq, a predicted model, not a curated record